GGAAUAGACUUUGAUCUAGGUCAUGAUCUAGCUAGAACGAGAAGGGACUAGUAGAUGUUCAGUAUUCAAGCUGUCCCCAGAGACUUCUUUCUGUUAUGAUUUCAUGUCCAUUUCUAGCACACGAAUUUACACCAGGUGUAGAUCUAGUUCUUGUGUAACAUCAGACAGUCUUUGGUGAUCAUUAUGGCAUCAGUGGCAAAUCAUUAUGAACACAACACACAAGUUCUCAAUACAUUAAACGUCGGUGAUAGAGUGAAGUUCUCAAGGGGAGUGUACAAGCACUGGGCCAUUUAUUUUGGCUUUGGUCAGAUUGUCCAUAUGGCAGGCGAAGACAAUGAUGGUAUGGGUUCCACUAGCAUACAUUUCUUCAGCAUUGGAGGUCAACGCUACAGCAAAGCUGAAAUUCGCAUCGAUGAUUUCUGGAAGGUCGCAGGGAACGACAAAGCUGACAUAGACAAUAGUGCCGAUUCAACGUGGAAAGCCCUCGAUCCUAACGUGAUAGUAGCGAAAGCUACAAGCAGACUUGGAAAAAUCAAAUACAACAUCUUCUUUUCCAAUUGUGAGCACUUCGCUAACUGGUGCCGAUAUGGGAAACGUAUCAGUGAUCAGGUGAACGGGACACUAAUUCUAGGGGCGCUGGGCGCCUUCGCCAGCCAGUCGUUCACAGCAGGAGCACUGUUAGUUGCUUUCUUCAUCUACAACGUCGUGAAGUCUGACGACAAAAUGGAGGAACAAGAAAGACAUUAAACAUUCAUUGAUUCUUAA
This is a messenger RNA of Biomphalaria glabrata, 765 nucleotides long. RefSeq names its product phospholipase A and acyltransferase 3-like. The transcript has 5 exons. Gene Ontology annotation, biological process: N-acylphosphatidylethanolamine metabolic process. The record is from RefSeq and is a predicted model, not a curated record. NCBI's taxonomy places the organism in Eukaryota, Metazoa, Mollusca, Gastropoda, Planorbidae. Gene Ontology annotation, cellular component: cytoplasm. Gene Ontology annotation, molecular function: A2-type glycerophospholipase activity; glycerophospholipid phospholipase A1 activity. The coding region runs from base 184 to 747 and encodes 187 amino acids.